AGUGCCAUCUAUUGAUAUCGCUGGAAACUAAACGCACAUACAAGCUGUGAAACUGCUACGCGCUGCUACGAAGGAACGUAGCAUUUGCUACGACGCGUCGUAGCACCGUUGCUACGCCAGCGCUACAACGACCAAUCUUGAUUUUCAUUCGUUCGUCCAUAAAAUGAAUCUUAUCACAAUGGAAUACAGCUCAUGGGCAUAAAAUGUCCCUGAAAACGUAAAUUGGUGCAGGAAAUGCUGAAGGAAAGUGGGAGAGUAUUGAUUUCGCAUGCGCGUAUCUUUCUAGUCAUCUCUAGGGUGUAAGCAGCAUCUGAAUUUUGUAAACAUGUGCUAAUGUUUUAAAAAUAAACACAAAAAUGAAGUGGGACAUAUUGUUUAUGUGGAUGGUCUUCUCCUUCACCAGGAUUUGUUCAGGCGUAAAGCUCCUCGAAGCGAACCCGGAUGUAAAACGCCUCUACGACGACCUGCUCAGCAACUACAACCGGCUGAUCCGGCCCGUGACCAACGUGAGCGACAUCCUGACCGUGCGGCUCGGGCUCAAGCUGUCGCAGCUCAUGGAGGUCAAUCUCAAGAACCAGGUCAUGACCACCAACCUGUGGGUGGAGCAGAAAUGGUUCGACUACAAGCUGCAGUGGAACCCGGAGGACUACGGCGGCGUGGAGAUGCUGUACGUGCCCUCCGAGCACAUCUGGCUGCCCGACAUCGUGUUGUACAAUAACUGGGAUGGGAACUACGAGGUAACCCUAAUGACGAAAGCAACCCUCAAAUACACUGGUGAAGUGAACUGGAAGCCUCCCGCCAUCUACAAGUCAUCGUGUGAGAUCAAUGUCGAAUACUUCCCGUUUGAUGAGCAGACCUGCUUCAUGAAGUUUGGCUCUUGGACCUAUAAUGGUGCUCAGGUGGACCUAAAACACAUGGACCAGUCCUCCGGCAGCAGCCUCGUCCACGUGGGCAUCGACCUCAGCGAGUUCUACCUGUCCGUGGAGUGGGACAUCCUGGAGGUGCCGGCCACCAGGAACGAGGAGUACUACCCGUGCUGCCCGGAGCCUUUCUCUGAUAUAACGUUCAAGCUGACAAUGCGUCGAAAAACCCUAUUCUACACUGUGAACCUCAUCAUCCCGUGCGUCGGACUCACGUUCCUGACUGUGCUCGUGUUCUACUUGCCCUCUGAUUCUGGUGAAAAGAUCUCACUCUGCAUCUCGAUCCUGGUGUCGCUCACGGUGUUCUUCCUGGGGCUGGCGGAGAUCAUCCCGCCGACGUCGCUCGCCAUCCCGCUGCUGGGGAAGUACCUGCUCUUCACCAUGAUCCUGGUGUCGCUGUCCGUCUGGAUGACUGUGUGCAUACUUAAUGUGCAUUUCAGGUCCCCAUCAACGCACACCAUGUCCCCGUGGAUGAAGAAGGUGUUCCUGCAGUGUAUGCCGAAGCUACUGAUGAUGCGGAGGACCAAGUACUCGCUGCCCGACUAUGAUGAUACCUUCGUCUCUAACGGGUACACCAAUGAGCUGGAGAUGAGCCGGGACAGUCUGACGGAUGCGUUCGGGAACAGCAAGGAGGACAGUGGAGACUACCGCAAGUCUCCAGCACCUGAGGACGACAUGGUGGGAGCCGGCGCGUAUCAGAGGCCCUCGGUCACGGAGUCUGAGAACAUGCUGCCCCGCCACCUGUCGCCCGAGGUCGCGGCCGCGCUGCAGAGUGUGCGCUUCAUCGCUCAACAUAUCAAGGACGCUGACAAGGACAAUGAGGUGGUUGAAGACUGGAAAUUCAUGUCGAUGGUUCUGGACCGAUUCUUCCUGUGGCUGUUCACUAUCGCCUGCUUCGUGGGUACUUUCGGCAUCAUAUUCCAGUCACCAUCACUCUACGAUACCAGGGUCCCAGUGGACCAGCAGAUCUCUUCUAUACCAAUGCGGAAGAACAACUUCUUCUACCCGAAGGAUAUCGAGACCAUUGGGAUUAUCAGUUAAAUUUGGUUCCUAUGUCUGUCACAUACAUAAUAGAUUAAGAAUCCUCUGGAACCGAAAUUUUUAUGUAUGAAUAUUCAGCUAGAUCUAAUAUUUUCGAAUGGAUUUGAUUUGCUUGCUAUAAAGACGAAGUUGUUAAUUUUAAUAUUCAUAAAAUAAGUAACUUAUGAAAAUAUAAUAUCAAGUAAUUAUAAAUUUAAAUAUAUUAUAGAAACAGGUAUAUUUAUUCGUAUGUAAUAUGCCCAUGUCGCUGUUAUUUAAUAAGGUGUAGAUUGUAAUAAAUAUUUGAAUUAUUAAUUCCUUUUUCAAAAAUGGACGAGCUCAAUUUUAUACACAAACUAUGGUUACUUUUUUAGUUUUAAAACUCCAACAACGCAAAAUAAUUAUGUAUUAUAAAAAAUCACUCUCAUUAAUGAUCUUAUGGCUGUGAAUUUGUUUUAAAAUUAACUGUAAAAUUGAAGUGAAUAUAGAUUAUUCAAAUAUGAAAUAAA
Plutella xylostella (diamondback moth) is the source of this 2449-nucleotide messenger RNA. RefSeq names its product nicotinic acetylcholine receptor beta2 (gene nAChRbeta2). Gene Ontology annotation, molecular function: acetylcholine-gated monoatomic cation-selective channel activity; transmembrane signaling receptor activity. The record is from RefSeq and is a predicted model, not a curated record. NCBI's taxonomy places the organism in Eukaryota, Metazoa, Arthropoda, Insecta, Lepidoptera, Plutellidae. Gene Ontology annotation, cellular component: postsynaptic membrane. Gene Ontology annotation, biological process: monoatomic ion transmembrane transport.